UCGGGUUACCUCAUCUCUCUGCUGGCUUAAAGCAGUAUAGAAAGACCAGAAGAAGACGAAGAAGGAGGAGGACAUGGAGAGAGUCAACUCUAAUCAUAGAUACAUAUAAUAUAUAGAAAGCUCUCAUUGUUAGGUGGUUGUUUAAUUUGUUCGAAUUAAAAUCGAAGACUCAGAAUGAGGACAGUUCUGAAAGGUGUGAAGAAGGGAAGUGGAAGAAGGUUUGCAGCAUCAAAAUUUAGAGAAGCAGUGAAUUUGGGGCUUUCUCGCAUCGCAACCCUAAAGGAGGAACGCUCUAACAACUGCUCCGCCAAUCUCCGAGCCAUCCAAUUGUUCAUUCCAUAUGGAAAACCCUUCAUUAAACCUGCCCUCCGUCGAUGUGGGGACUUGAUUAAGAAUCAAAAUCGUUUGGAUGCUUAUAUUAUUAUUGAAGGAUAUCUUAAUCUCUUGUUGGAAAGGAUCCACCUCUUUGGACAUGGAAGAGAUUGUCCAGAUGAACUGAAGGAGGCAGCAUCAGGUGUAGUAUUUGCAGCAACAAGAUGUAAGGAAAUUCGAGAACUUGAAGAUAUUAAGUCAAUUUUGACUUCUCAUUUUGGUAGACAAUUUAUUGGUCAAGCUGUUGAAUUGCACAACAAUAAUGCUCCACAACAGCGGCUAGGGGAAAAAUUGUCAGAAAUGAAACCAAGUCCAGAGAGUAAAAUGAAUCUUUUGAAUGCUAUUGCUUCUCAGAAAACCCAAGAACCUCCUCUUCCUAACCAGGAAGAAAUGAUUGGAAAGAAAAGAUCAAAAAGGUGGAGCAAGAGAGGAAGUGAAAUGAUAGAGAAUUCAACUGCCAUUUUUGGAUCAGAAGACUCAUCCAAUUCUACAAGUAGUAGAAAAAGGAAAAACAAAGGUGUGGCUUUGAACACAAACCCUUAUGAAACCAACUUUGAACCAUCUACUUCUAUAUUGCAAACCACAAGAAAGAGCAAAGGUCUUGUGGGUUUGAGCUCAAAUCCUAUUGGAACCAGCUUUGACUCAUUUAGUUUUGCACAAACUAAUGUUAAGAAGCCAUCAAGUCCUACUCACACUACACAAAACAACAAGAUCACCCCUAAACCAACUGGUGUUAGCAAUCUAUUGAGUUCAAAGCCAAAAAUACAAAGGAACAAAGUUGUGCCUUUAUAUACAAGCCCUACUCCAACCAACUUUGUUCCACAAACUAAACAAGUGCCUUUGACCACAAGGCGUUAUCCAACUCGUAGUUCAAGCCACAAAAGCUAAUAUACCGCCUUGAGCAAUAUUGGGAUGCAUCUUAGAUUGCGUCUUUUCUUGUGCAAUCCACCCCAAUCACACACCGACAAAUAAAAAGUGACAUGUCUAUUCAAAUAGCCACUAGUAGUAUAUAAUGUCUCUUCUUCGAAUCGCAUAUGAGGUUAUAUAUUUUAUGAUAUUUUGUGAUACUAUUCAUAUAACAAUCUUAAAACAAUUUUAGAUUUGAUUUCCUAUUU
This is a messenger RNA of Benincasa hispida (wax gourd), 1487 nucleotides long. RefSeq lists its product as uncharacterized. The record is from RefSeq and is a predicted model, not a curated record. Gene Ontology annotation, biological process: protein transport. NCBI's taxonomy places the organism in Eukaryota, Viridiplantae, Streptophyta, Magnoliopsida, Cucurbitales, Cucurbitaceae.